AUGUCUAACCAUCUCUUAAGCCAAAGCCACAGCCCCGGUAGUCCACCGCCUGUGCCGCCGCCGCCCGGCCUAAUGAACGAGCUAUUGGCGAGUAUAGGGGCGGCCAAUGGGGGCCGACUGUCACCGUCAACGAUGGCCCUGAUGUCGUCCCAGUUGCAAAUGCAACAACUGUUUCAGUCGCACCUACUCAGCCCUAAUCAGCUACAGUCGCUUAUCCAGCAACAGCUCCUACAUCACAAUAAGGACGCGGAGGCUCACCGGCCCCGGUAUCCGGCAAUGGCACCGGUGGUGGUUCGGUGGACAGUCGGCCAGUAA
This is a messenger RNA of Oppiella nova, 315 nucleotides long. NCBI's taxonomy places the organism in Eukaryota, Metazoa, Arthropoda, Arachnida, Sarcoptiformes, Oppiidae. The record is from the annotation of a GenBank genome assembly.